Molecule: messenger RNA, 1791 nt
Organism: Vigna umbellata (rice bean)
Lineage: Eukaryota; Viridiplantae; Streptophyta; Magnoliopsida; Fabales; Fabaceae
Source: RefSeq, a predicted model, not a curated record
CAACACUCUCUUUCACAAGCUGCCUUCGUCCUAUCACAACAACAUUACAUUGAUUCCGUCUUCCUCAUCACUGCUUCGAUAGCUGCUCGCGCACACGCCAACCAUGGCCGGUGGAGGUUUCGCCAGCGCCGCCUCGGGCGGCGAAUUUGAGGCCAAAAUCACUCCCAUAGUUAUUAUUUCCUGUAUCAUGGCUGCCACCGGUGGUCUUAUGUUCGGUUACGACGUCGGUGUUUCAGGUGGUGUGACGUCUAUGCCACCAUUCUUGAAGAAGUUUUUUCCGACCGUGUACAAAAAGACGGUGCAAGAGAAAGGUUUGGAUAGCAAUUACUGCAAAUACGACAACCAAGGAUUGCAGCUAUUCACCUCGUCUCUGUAUCUGGCUGGUUUGACUGCAACGUUCUUCGCUUCCUACACGACUCGUAGGUUGGGAAGAAGGCUAACUAUGCUCAUCGCUGGAUUCUUCUUCAUCUGUGGAGUUGUCCUUAAUGCCGCCGCUCAAGACCUUGCUAUGCUCAUUGUUGGUAGGAUCCUUCUUGGCUGUGGAGUUGGUUUUGCUAAUCAGGCCGUGCCGGUGUUCCUCUCAGAGAUCGCACCUCCAAGAAUACGAGGAGCAUUGAACAUACUGUAUUAUUGUGUGGUGACAUGGAACAACAGAAUCAAAGGUGGGUGGGGUUGGAGGCUAUCUCUGGGGUUGGCCGGAAUCCCAGCACUUAUGCUGACCGUAGGAGCCUUGCUGGUGGUGGACACCCCCAACAGUCUCAUUGAACGUGGCCGUUUGGAUGAAGGAAAAGCUGUGCUAAGAAAGAUUCGUGGCACCGACAACGUUGAACCUGAGUUUCUGGAGCUCGUUGAGGCAAGUCGUGUCGCCAAAGAGGUCAAACACCCUUUCAGGAAUCUCCUCAAACGCAGAAACAGACCACAGAUUGUGAUCUCCAUUGCGCUCCAGGUAUUCCAACAAUUCACGGGCAUCAACGCAAUCAUGUUUUAUGCUCCGGUGCUGUUCAACACGUUAGGAUUCGGGAGCGAUGCAUCCCUGUAUUCCGCCGUGAUAACUGGAGCUGUUAACGUGCUCUCCACCGUUGUUUCUAUCUACUCGGUGGACAAACUGGGACGUCGUCUUCUCUUGCUGGAAGCUGGUGUGCAGAUGUUUUUGUCUCAAGUGGCGAUAGCCAUCAUAUUGGGAAUAAAGGUGAAGGACGAUUCGAACGACCUUUCGAAAGUUUAUGCAGUGGUGGUGGUUGUGUUGGUGUGCACUUUCGUGUCUUCUUUUGCAUGGUCUUGGGGUCCUCUUGGGUGGCUUAUCCCCAGUGAGACUUUCCCGUUGGAGACUCGUUCCGCCGGACAGAGUGUCACCGUUUGCGUCAACUUGCUCUUCACCUUCGUCAUUGCGCAAGCCUUCCUCUCUAUGCUCUGCCACUUCAAGUUCGGCAUCUUCUUGUUCUUCUCUGGCUGGGUCUUUAUCAUGUCUGUCUUCGUGCUUUUCUUGUUACCCGAGACAAAGAAUAUCCCCAUCGAAGAGAUGACUGAGAGAGUGUGGAAACAACACUGGUUCUGGAAGAGGUUCAUCGAUGAUGAUGACAAAGCCGCCAAUAUCUCUAAUGGAUUUGAUCCAUCCUCUGUUUUGUAGAUUACAUCAUUUUAGGAUAUAGAGAAUCAAUCUUUCCUUGUUACAGCUAAUAAGCUAGUUUUUUUUUUGAUUUUUUUUUUAUUUCCCCUUCAAACUCCUGCAACUUUGUAGUUGUUCCUGUUUUCAAGCUAUAUAUAUAUAUAUAACAGUAUAGUUUAUUCUUC